Gambusia affinis (western mosquitofish) is the source of this 4596-nucleotide messenger RNA. RefSeq names its product protein NLRC3-like. The record is from RefSeq and is a predicted model, not a curated record. The transcript has 9 exons. Bases 131 to 3193 code for a protein of 1020 amino acids. NCBI's taxonomy places the organism in Eukaryota, Metazoa, Chordata, Actinopteri, Cyprinodontiformes, Poeciliidae. Gene Ontology annotation, molecular function: protein binding.
AUUCAUCCAAGGACAAAGAGAGUCGAUGAACCUUUUUAUCUUCCAGGACGGUAAAACUUAAAGCUUUUUUAUAAUUAAAGGAAAGAAGAAGGAACAACCAAAACAAUAAUUUUAAAAUCCCACAUCACAAAUGUCUGACCGGAGGAAGAGAAGGAAAUCUGGAACAAAGACCAGAUCACCUGAAGAGCAAACAGUUUGUUCCCAGAAGAGUGAAGAUGAGCCAACAGGCCCCAGCGGCGUCUCUGUUAGAAGCGACAGGUCAAAGGGUCCACCAAUUAAUUUUAGAAAACCCAGAUCAAAACGUCAGAAAUUCAGCAAGGAGCUGACCAGCUGCUCAGUGUGUCAAGAGGUUGUGAAGGAUUUGAUUUAUUUUACUUGUGGACAUCCGUCAUGUAAGAAGUGUUUGGGUUUGACUGACUUACCGACGGAGUCGACCUGCCAAAAGUGUGGAGAGACAUUUAUGAAAAACAACCUUGAAGACAGAGGUAACAGUGUCUCUCUGGAAGCAAAGACGAAUCUUAAAAAAGCAAUGAAAAAUAAAUUCACUAUGACAUCUGAAGGUAAUGGUGAUCAUCACAGCUCCCUCAAAAGCAUCUACACAACCCUGUUCAUCACCACUGGAGAUAAUGAUGAACGAAAUGAGGAACAUGAAUACAGACAGCUUAGAAAUGCUCAUACUAACCAACCAUUGCACGACCAUACAGUCAACCUGAGUGAACUCUUCCAAUCGGUGCCCGUCCAGGAGAAACCCAACAGGACAGUCCUGACAAAGGGAGUUGCAGGAAUUGGAAAAUCCUUUGCUGUUCAGAAGUUCAUUCUUGACUGGGCCGAAGAGGAAACAAACCAAGAUAUUGAUUUUGUUUUCAGUCUUGCUUUUCGAGAGUUGAAUUUGAGUGUAGGAGAGAAAAGCCUCCAUGAGCUGCUGACCGAGUUUCAUCCAUCUCUCCGACCUCUGAAAGAUUCCCAGGAUUACGCCAAAGCAAAGGUCAUAGUGAUUCUUGAUGGUCUGGAUGAAAACCGAUAUCAGUUGGACUUUCAGAAAUCAGCCAAAGUAACUUCUCUUGAUGAUGCAGCUUCUGUAGGUGAUCUGGUUGUAAACCUGAUCCGGAGUAACCUCCUUCCUGAUGCAAACAUCUGGAUAACUUCCCGACCAGCAGCAGCCAGUCAGAUCCCUGCAGAGCACAUCGACAUGGUGACAGAGAUAAGGGGGUUCACUGAUGCUCAGAAACUAGAAUAUUUCAGGAAGAGAUUUGGUGACGAUUCGAGUCUCACUGACAGGAUAACAUCCCAUAUUCAAUCCUCACAAUCCCUGGACAACAUGUGCCAGAUCCCAGUCUUCUGUUGGAUUUCUGCUGUCUUAUUCCAGGAAGUCUUCAGCAGAAAUGAAGAGACAGAAAUCCCCCAGACUCUUACAGAGUUAAUGGCACAUUUUGUCUUUGCUCAGACAAAACGUAGAAGCAGAAAGUAUGACAUGAACCCUGAGGAAAACAGAGAGAAGCUCCUGGAGACUCACAGAGAAUUUCUUCUGAAACUUGGGAAACUGGCGUUUGUCCAGCUUCAAGAAAACCAACUCAUCUUCUAUGAGGAAGACCUGGAAGAUUGUGGCAUUGAUGUAGCAGAAGCAUCUAUCUACUCUGGUUUAUGUAACACUGUUCUCCAGGAAGAGGAAGUCUCCUCCCAGAAAAAGGUUUUCUUCUUUGUGCAUCUGACUCUUCAAGAGUUCUUUGCUGCUCUGCACGUCUAUGAAUGCUUGAAAACCAAGAAAACCAACGAACUUGGGAAGUUCCUUUGUGUGGAAGACAAAGACAUUCCUUCACUUGAUCUUCUAAAGAUGACAGUUGACAAAGUGCUGGAGAAGAAGAAUGGUGACUUGGACUUUUUCUUGCGAUUCCUGCUUGGCCUGAUGGUUGAACCCAAUCAGAGAAUCCUUCUGGGUCUGUUGACUCCCCUUGAUGAAUGGGAUGAUACAGACAAGAAAAUCUUAACUUACCUGAGAUCACUUCGAAGAAAAACCAUCUCUCCAGACAGCUGCAUCACCAUCUUCCAGGCCAUGACAGAAAUGAGAGAUCACAAAGUCAAAGAUGAGAUUCAGAAAUUUCUCAAACUGUCUGAUCAUUCAAAAAUGGAUCUGGCUCCUUUGCACUGCUCUGCUUUGGCCUACAUGCUGCAGGCCUCCAAGAAUGAUCUGGAUUUACUGGAUCUGAAGAGCUUCAACACAUCAGAUGUUGGUAGAAGAAGGUUGAUACCAGCUGUUAGGAGCAGCAAAAGAGCCGUGCUUGCAAAUUGCAAAGUUACAAAGGAUUGGAUGGUCCCUCUGGCCAUUGCCCUCAAAUUUUCCUACUCAGCUCUGAGGGAUCUCGACUUGAGUAACAAUGACCUGAAAGAUUCAGGAGUGGAGGUGCUUUGUGGAGGACUCUCGAGUAACUCCUGCAAACUGGAAAUCCUAAGGAUGUCUGGUUGUUUGGUCACAGAGACAGGAUGUGAUCAUCUGGUCUUGGCUCUUCAGUCCAACCCGUCACAUCUGAUGGAGCUGGACCUGAGCUACAACCAUCCAGGAGACUCUGGAAGCAAGAAACUCUCUAAGCUGAAGGAUGAUCCACAGUACAAGCUCAGAAAGAUAAACCUCGACUGUGGAGGAACUCACAGAUUGAAGCCUGGCUUUAGGAAAUAUGCCUGUGAGCUCACUUUCAGUCCUGAUGCAGAACAGGAGAAGCUGGUUCUGUCUGAAGGAAACAGAAAGGUGACCUGGAUGGAGGAUGAUCUCGAGCCCACAGAAAACUCAGGUCUCCACCAGCAGGUUCUGUGCAGUCAGGUCCUGACAGGGCGCCACUACUGGGAGCUGGAGGUCUCUGGAUCUUUGAGCAUCGGGGUCGCUCAUCAGGAGGCCCUAAAGAAAGACACAAAGAGUGAUUUCAGAAUGGGGCGCAAUAAGGAUUCGUGGUGUUUGGUUUGUUCAGAUGAUGGUUUUCAUGUUUUGCACCACAAUGACAGAGUUGACGUGUCGUCCCUUGGAAGGCGCACCAGUCGGUUGGGGGUGUAUCUGGACUGGGCUGCUGGUACUUUGUCUUUCUACAGAGUUUCCUCUGACAGUUUGAUCCAUCUUCAUACUUACACAGUGGCUUUUAGUGAUCUUCUGUAUCCUGCAGUUGAACUUUAUGCUCAGUCUUCUGCUGUAUUUUCUCCCCUAAAGUGAUUUCAUUGGGUGCUCACAUGUCUACAGUGCUGUAAAAAGUCUUCCUAUGGAUUCAUCUGUUCUUGUUUUUGUCUCUAAGCUUUCAGACCAUCAAACAGAUUUUAAAUUGGCUCUUCCAGAUUAGCGUAUCAGAUACUCGGUCAAUCCAAAAACGUCAUUUAUUUAAGAGUUAAGAGGUGAAGUUGCUGGUGAGCAUUGGGUCUUUGUUCCCCUACAGAACCAAAGAGACAAACUGAUGCUGGUCAUUUUCCUACAGAAACCAGAACUGAUGGAUCCAUCAGUUAUGGCAAAUAGUCCUUGUCCUGAAGACCUAAAGCAGCCCAGACCAUCAUACCACCACCACCAUAUCUGCCUUUAUUCUCUUACUGAAAUGCAGGUUUACACCAGAUGUGUCGGUACACACCAUCCAGAAAGUUCUGCUUUGGCUUUCCAGUCAUUUAAACAUCAUUACCUCAAUCAUUUGAUCAUCAUCCAGAUGUAUUUUGGGAAACUGUGAAAUGGUCACUUGUAAACUGUUUAGUUUUGGGAAAGUCUCUCUUAUUAUUAAGUUCUCUGACUUUAAUUGAGCCCCGUUGUGCUUUAGAUGUUUUCUGAUUUGUUUUGUAAACUUCUUGAUGUCGUGUUUGUGUUGUGAUAUUCAAGUGAUUUAUUUACAUCAGGCAAUAAUCAGGUCUCUGUGUGGUUUGUGAAACUAAGCCAAAAAACUUUGGUUAAUCAAGUUAAUUUAUGUUUUAAUAAGGGGAUAACAGGUAGGGAGUUGGUUUGGAUAACUUUGUUGUUGUUUUUUUAUAAGCAUUGUUUCUCCAAGUUUUCACGUUUGCAGCUAAAUCCUCAUAAAAACAUCCCACACUGUUCUGCUGUGUGUUAAAGUAGAACAAAGUUUACAAUUUCGUUCUAUUGGUGCUUCAUUUUUAUUAGCCAGAGUAUUUUUAUUAUCACUGGCAGAAAUCGGCUCUGGCUGAAUGGAAAGUGUGUAUUUUUUAAAAGUUUGUUCUCAUGUAACUUGGUGCUUUAGUUCAGAUUUCAGUAUCAUUAAAACCAAAAGGUGUUUUUGGAACAUGUUCUGUGCAGCAUUUAACCAGAUAACAUUUCUUUCUCUUCACAGACGUGUUCUUGAAAGAAAUGAGAUGUAAAGUUAGAAUCUGUAUCACCUCAUUCAUUUUGUACUGUGACUGUUGUAUGAGUUUUAAAACAUCUCUGGGGUUCUGACUGAUGAUUUACUGUGAUGUCAGUCUUUUUUUAAAGUGUUUUAUGGGUUCAAAAUGUUUCAUCCAAACAGUCAAAUUGUUCCAUUAAAACUCGCUUGGUGCUCCGUUUUCGUGAAUUUGUGUUUUGGUUUUGGUUUUAUAACAAUGUACCAACUUUUGUAUUUUGGGUUUGAGAUUAAAACAUUUUAAAAAUGA